AUGAACGGAGAACGACCAGGUCUGAAUGAAUGCUGCGAAUCCGAAGAGAAAAUCCAAGAUAUGGGACAGCUUUAUCAAAUAUUUACCGACGAAGUGCUGGGAUCUGGUCAGUUUGGUGUUGUUUAUGGUGGUCUCCACAAAAAAACGAAGCGAGAAGUAGCUAUUAAAGUGAUAGAUAAGUUGAGAUUUCCAACCAAGCAAGAAGCACAACUGAAAAACGAGGUUGCGAUCCUACAGAAUGUUACACACUGUGGUAGUUUGGAGAAAAUAUUUGAAACAUCUGAAAGAAUAUUCGUUGUAAUGGAAAAACUGAAGGGAGACAUGUUGGAAAUGAUACUCUCUCAUAAGCGAGGCCGAAUAAGUGAAAGAGUGACAAAAUUUCUCAUAACGCAAAUACUCAUUGCCCGAAAAUAUUUACACAGUGAAAACGUGGUUCAUUGUGAUCUUAAGCCUGAAAACGUUUUACUCUCCUCAGAUUCAGAUUUUCCGCAAGUUAAACUUUGUGAUUUUGGUUACGCUCGCAUCAUUGGUGAAAAAUAAUUUCGCAGAUCGAUAGUGGGGACACCAGCCUAUUUGGCACCGGAAGCCUAA
Molecule: messenger RNA, 591 nt
Organism: Glossina fuscipes
Lineage: Eukaryota; Metazoa; Arthropoda; Insecta; Diptera; Glossinidae
Product: serine/threonine-protein kinase D1-like
Biological process (GO): protein phosphorylation
Molecular function (GO): ATP binding; protein serine/threonine kinase activity
Source: RefSeq, a predicted model, not a curated record